Camellia sinensis is the source of this 549-nucleotide messenger RNA. NCBI's taxonomy places the organism in Eukaryota, Viridiplantae, Streptophyta, Magnoliopsida, Ericales, Theaceae. The record is from RefSeq and is a predicted model, not a curated record.
AUGCUGUCAAAUGCAAGUGUUGAUCCUGUCUCCCUUCACUUAGAUGAAAAGCUUACACACCUAUGUGGUAAAGACUUGUGUUAUAUCUACAAAGUGCAUGAUCGACUACGUUGGCAAAAUGAAAAGUUAUAUGAACCAGAAAUAAUUGCUAUAGGACCAUAUCACCAUGGUAAAGACAACCUACAAUGGAUGGAAGAACACAAAUUACGGUAUCUGCAAUUGCUUCUUAAACGAAGAAAUGAGACUAGUGUGGAUAGAUACAUAGUAGCCAUGAGAGAUUUGCAAGAACGAGCAUUUAGAUGUUAUGCAAACUCUGUAUGGCUUAACAAAGACGAGUUUGUGAAAAUGAUGCUUCUUGACAGUUGCUUUCUCGUUGAGUUGUUUCGCAAAUUUACCAUAACAAGUAUGAGAGAUAGGAAUGACCCACUCUUCAAAAUUGAUUGGAUACUUCCAAGUAUAUGGCGCGACUUAUUGUUAUUUGAAAAUCAACUUCCAUUCUUUGUUCUUGUGCAAUUGUUCGAUAUGACCAAAAGUUCUCGACCCUCAUGA